Colletotrichum godetiae is the source of this 453-nucleotide messenger RNA. RefSeq lists its product as uncharacterized. Bases 1 to 453 code for a protein of 150 amino acids. Lineage: Eukaryota; Fungi; Ascomycota; Sordariomycetes; Glomerellales; Glomerellaceae. The record is from RefSeq and is a predicted model, not a curated record. The transcript has a single exon.
AUGUCCUCUCUAAAUCCCCGCCACAUCUUCCCUCUCUUCGUCGCAACGACCACAACCUUUGGCGGCCUACUCGCCCUCUUCAACCCGGCCGGAUCCAUUAAAGCCUUCGGCCUUCCACAAAGAAUCGCCUCGUCGCCGACCGCUCAUGCAACCUUCAGCCUCUCCUCGGCACGUACAUCGGUCAUUGGACUGCUGAUCUACACUUUUUAUGCCAGAGGUGACUUAAGAGCCAUCGACACCGUACUUCUGACUUCAGGUCUUUACUGCGGCAUUGUCGACGGCUAUGUUUGCUACAAAGAGGGCGAAACGGGGAAGGCGCUGUUCCGAGUCUUGAGCUCGUGGGCAGUUGGACUGUAUGGUGGUUUGGGGAUUACUUCUGUAAGCCAUGUUUUCCUUCUUUCUUACUUGUCGGAAGCAACCGCUGACUUUGGAAAUUUUCGUGUGCAGAGAUGA